AUGGACCAGAGCCGCACUAAGAAAGAAGCUUUGGAGAAACUUUUUGAUCCAAAAGAGUUUUUGAAAACAUAUUAUUCCUUUGACUCCACAAGCAGUGAAAAAAAUGAUAUUUUGAUGUUUCUUUUGAGAAACUUCUUUAAGACCUUCAUUUUGGGUAUUUUGCAUUCCAAACCAGAUGGCGUUAAAGGCAACACCUUGAUUCGAAUUGGCGGUGUGCCCAGCAUUCUCGAACUCCUUUCUGCCUGUGAGUCCUCCAAGGAGAUCAUCAUCACACAGAAUAGGGCUCGGAACUGCCAGGAACUGCAGAAAUGGCUAAAGAAAGAGCCGGGAGCGUUUAACUGGACUCCGGUGGUGAAAUACGCGUGUGAGCUGGAAGGGGACAGGAAAAAGUGGGCUGAGAAGGAAGAGAAAUUACGAAGAACAGUCAAGCAGGUUCUGGAAUGUGAUGUCACCAAAUUCAACCCUGUGACCUUUGCCUCUCUGCCCCCUGCUGACUGCCUGCUCAUCUGCCAUUGUUUAGAAGGAAUUUGCAAAGACCUGAGUACCUACCGUGCUGCACUGAAGAACGUCAGCUCCCUGUUAAAGCCAGGGGGUCACUUGCUGAUGGUGACCCCAAUGAAGUGUAGUCAUUUUGUAGUUGGCCAACACAAGUUUCCCUGCCUCUUUCUGGAGAAGGAGGUUCUGGAGGAAGCAGUGAAGGAGGCUGGUUAUGAUAUUUUGCAGUUUGAGGUGACUCCCAUAUGCCAUCCAGCUAGUUUGGUAGAGCAUGAGGGGAUCUGUUACCUAGUUGCUUCCAAAGGGAAGGGCAAAGAAGUUUAAAGAGAAAAUACAUCAGCUCAAUGCAAGUAGAGAGGCAGAAUAGAUUAGCUGUAGAUGCUGGUAGACCUGAAGCUCAACGUUCAAUGUGGAGCUUUGAUGAUCUCCAAGAACUUUGGAGAACCAGUUUGUUCAGGAUCCACUAGCUUGAACCCCUUGUUGUGCCACUAAAGCUGCCCUCAUCCCCGUCCUUUCCCACUCAGAGCUGCCAUAACGUCUCCCUGGCCUCCAACCCCACUGUGCUUCAUCCAGUGUAGCUGCACCCCACUGGGCUUCAUCUUCCCCCUGCUCUUGCCAUGUUUUGCCUAGGCCAUGCUGCAGCUGUGCAGCUAAUAAAACCCAUCUACAGGCCCAACCACCCCAGAUUUUAGGAACAGAGGUUCUGCCCCUGAGCUGCCUCUGGAUUCAAAUUCUGCAAAUAGCUCCAUUUGAUAAUGGGCUGAGCUACUCCUUUCUUACCUCAAAUUUUGCAACUGGCUCCCAUGUCACGUGUUUAGCUUUGUGCCUUUCUAUGCAUCUGCAUUAGACUGUAAACUCCUUGGGGCAGCCAUCCUGCCGCCUUGGGAGUCUUGUCUCCCGGCAUUGCGAGCAUGGCUCACAUUGUACACAUCAUCCUCAAUACUGCCUAUAACCUCGCUGUGAUUUUAAUAUUGAUCCGUUUGAACUGAUUGGCUGGGGCCUGACAGCUGCACUGGGCCAUGGUGUUGGUUGAUUGAUUUGUUUUGGUGAAUAAUUGUAAUCUCCACCCAGUCAGUGCUUACCUAAUAAAGAUCUGUUUCCCAUAUG
Malaclemys terrapin pileata is the source of this 1602-nucleotide messenger RNA. RefSeq names its product nicotinamide N-methyltransferase-like. Gene Ontology annotation, cellular component: cytosol. Gene Ontology annotation, molecular function: N-methyltransferase activity. The transcript has 3 exons. The record is from RefSeq and is a predicted model, not a curated record. Lineage: Eukaryota; Metazoa; Chordata; Testudines; Emydidae. The coding region runs from base 1 to 819 and encodes 272 amino acids.